CCAGUUUUCUGUUGACAAAAGUGCAUGUGUACUGAAGGUCCUGCUGCAUAGGGCAGUGUGCAGAACUGCAUCAAGACAAUGUGACAAACAUCUGAUGCUGUUUAAUAAACCAUAAAAUUACAUUUUUUUUGGUUAAAACUGCUGACCCAGUUUAUUCAUCAGUGCACAUGAGUACGUACAGGCUGCAGCAACUCAAGGGUCAUAUUUUGCCAGGAAUUGAGAUCACAGCAAUGGCAGGCCCUGCUAGUCCCCUGACCACCCAUGUGCUGAACACUGCAAUGGGUGUCCCUGGCUCGAACAUGGCCCUAGGUCUCUAUCGACAAGACCCCUCCACUAACGCCUGGAGUUUGAUAACCUCUGGGACCACUAAUGCUGAUGGACGUUGUCCAGGACUCAUCACAAAAGAAAUGUUUACCUCUGGUGUGUACAGAAUGCGUUUUGAGACUGCUCAGUACUGGGAGAGUAUGGGAGAGACCAGCUUUUACCCGUAUGUUGAGAUUGUCUUCACUAUAAAUGACCCAGGCCAAAAGUACCACAUCCCUCUGCUCCUGAGUCGUUUCUCUUAUAGUACGUACAGAGGGAGCUAGAGAUCCAGUGUGAUCAACCUCCAUCUAUCUGCUGUCUAACACAUCCCAGACAGAGGCAACUCCACCAAGAACAUUCAUCCCAGCACCAGCUGAACUGUCACACACCUAUGACAAGACACAAUGCCCCAUUUGAAUGAUUCUUCCCUUUAAAUAAUGAUACUGUAUUCAAAACUUGUUUGCGAUUAAACAAACCAUAUUUACUCAUAUACACUACAUAUUAGGCUAUAUAAUAUCUAACGCCUAUUAAAACAUACAAUGUCUUAAUAAACUAAAUAAGGUGUUUGCUGACAAAUGAUUUUCUUUUGUCAACCUGCAUGUAAAUCCACCGGCUAGUUAUUUUUUCAAAACAUCUGCACUCUCUCUGUAUUUUAUAUUAAAUGAAACAG
Sebastes umbrosus (honeycomb rockfish) is the source of this 973-nucleotide messenger RNA. RefSeq names its product 5-hydroxyisourate hydrolase-like. Bases 168 to 587 code for a protein of 139 amino acids. Gene Ontology annotation, molecular function: hydroxyisourate hydrolase activity. NCBI's taxonomy places the organism in Eukaryota, Metazoa, Chordata, Actinopteri, Perciformes, Sebastidae. The transcript has 4 exons. The record is from RefSeq and is a predicted model, not a curated record. Gene Ontology annotation, biological process: purine nucleobase metabolic process.